AACCAAUACAAUCUGUGCUUUUCCCUCAAAGCUGCAGUCUGCUUGGAAGAGUCAGAAAGAGGACAUUACCUUGAGACAAACUUUACUCACACACACUUCAAAGAGACCAGGGGAGGAGAAUUUUGGAUGAUAUAAAAUAGAUAUAACGUGAAUGUUAGGUGAAUGUUAGGAUUACAUCUUUCUAACUGAGCUGGGAUUGCGCUGCAUCAUUUCAUCACCUGAGGAUGGACAAAUCAAAAGACUCCAGGGUGGAGGAGCGACCCAAAUGGGACAACAAGAUUCAGUACCUACUAACAUGCAUUGGCUUUGCAGUUGGAGUUGGAAAUGUGUGGCGGUUUCCAUACCUAUGCCAGAUCUAUGGAGGGGGUGCAUUCCUCAUCCCCUACCUGAUAGCGCUGGUGUUUGAGGGACUCCCCCUGCUGUACCUGGAGCUGGCGAUAGGGCAGAGGCUCCGCAAGGGCAGCAUCGGUGUCUGGAACUCCAUCUCUCCAUUUCUGGGUGGAGUCGGUAUCGCCUCCAUGUGUGUGUCCUUCCUUGUGUCCAUCUUUUACAACACACUCCUGGCCUGGGUGCUCUGGUACUUCUUUCACUCGUUCCAAGACCCCUUGCCGUGGAGUUACUGUCCACUCAAUGAUAACCUGACAAGCUACAAUGUCGAGUGUGAGAAGAGCACUUCGGUGAAUUACUUCUGGUACCGCGAGACCCUGAACAUCACACCUAACAUCGAGACCAGCGGCUCCCUGCAGUGGAGGAUGGUCGUCUGCCUGGCCACCGCCUGGCUCAUAGUCUUCAUCUGCUUCAUCAAAGGCAUCGAAUCCAUGGGAAAGGCUGUUUAUGUGACAGCCACAUUCCCAUAUCUGGUUCUGACUAUCUUCCUGGUCCGAGCCAUCACUCUGCCUGGAGCUACGGAUGGUUUGGUGUACCUUUUCACUCCGGAUUGGGAGAUCCUGAAGAACCCACAGGUCUGGCUGGAUGCUGCAACUCAGAUCUUCUUCUCUCUUUCUGUGGCAUUUGGAGGUCUUAUAGCAUUCUCCAGCUAUAACGAAGAGAGAAAUGACUGCGAGAGGGAUACCCUUGUUGUGGGAAUAGUAAACAGUGCCACAUCUCUUUUUGCAUCCAUUCCCAUUUUCUCCAUAUUGGGAUUUAAAGCCAACGCCGGCUUUGACUCUUGUCGAGAAGAGAACAUCCUGACUCUGACAAACCACUUUGAGAUUUCCGACCAGAACAUCACGUUGGAGAACUAUGAUCAUUGGGUUGAUUAUCUAAAUGGGUCAUAUCCAGAAAAAGUCUCAAGUUUGCAGCUGAGGGAGUGUGACCUCCAAACAUUCCUUGACCAGAGUGCGUCAGGCACUGGCCUGGCUUUUAUCGUGUUCACGGAAGCAGUGACAGAGAUGCCAGGCUCUCAGGUAUGGGCCGUACUGUUCUUUGUCAUGCUCCUCAGCUUGGGUCUCUCGUCCAUGUUCGGCAACUUAGAGGGUGUCCUCGCACCCAUUAAUGAACUCAACCUGGUGCCCAAGUGGAUCCCCAAAGAAGUUGCGACAGCGAUCAUCUGCUUGAUAUCCUUCUCGAUCGCGCUCAUCUUCACCCUGGGCUCUGGCAACUACUGGGUGGAAGUCUUUAACAGCUACGUGGGCUCCGUGCCUCUGCUCCUCGUUGCUUUCUUUGAAAUUAUUGGAGUAAUCUACAUCCAUGGCAUGAAAAAUUUCAGUGAAGACAUCUAUUUCAUGACUGGGAGGAGGCCCAACCUCUUCUGGAAGGCGUGCUGGAUGGUCAUUAGCCCAGUAAUGCUCCUAGUGGUGUUUGUUGCCUACGUGGCCACCCAGACUCAGGGACACCCCACAUAUCACGCAUGGAACCCAGCUUAUGAACUGUUUCCUCAGACUGACAUGGAGCCUUACCCAGACUGGGUGUUUGCCAUCAUCAUCCUGCUGAGUGUUCUGCCUGUGGUCUCCAUCCCUCUAGUUGCUCUCUACAGACUGAUCUGUAAAGCCAAAACAUCACCGGCUCAAGUGGAACUUAAUCCCUACUGGAACGACGGCUAUGAAGCUGAAGCACAAGGACAGAGUGAUCAAAGAGCCUAAAGUUGAAGUAACAGUCCUCCCGGGCUCCGGACCAGCAGGUCAUUCUGACGCGUCUAAUCAUUUUUCAGCCCAAAUUCAAAUCAGUCUUUCAAUUCUAAUGCAUAAAAAGUUCAGACCUCUCGUAUUAGACCUGAUACAGAGCUUCUCUUUGAUUCUGAUGUUUACAUUAUACAGAUUUAGUAGAAGAUUGAUAGACUUGUGACGACUUAUAUUUAAGAAAUAUUUUUAUUUUACAGUAAAGUUUUUGGUACAUUGUA
Messenger RNA from Cololabis saira (Pacific saury), 2338 nucleotides. Its product is annotated as sodium-dependent neutral amino acid transporter B(0)AT3-like. The record is from RefSeq and is a predicted model, not a curated record. Gene Ontology annotation, cellular component: plasma membrane. Gene Ontology annotation, biological process: sodium ion transmembrane transport. NCBI's taxonomy places the organism in Eukaryota, Metazoa, Chordata, Actinopteri, Beloniformes, Belonidae. The coding region runs from base 225 to 2081 and encodes 618 amino acids. The transcript has 12 exons.